AGCAGAAAUAGCAUUUGGCUCCUUCAAAGUCUAUAAACUACUCUACUCUCUUUGCUCCAUGCUCUUGAAAUAACUGCCACCACCACGCUGAUAGAAAAAGAAAGCCUUUUCUUUCUCUUUCAGCUCCAUAAAACCUUGUCUUUCUCUACUCUCAACCUUUGAACAACAACACAUGGAGCUUGCUUUGAGCUUAGGGGAAGCACCUAAGUCCUUCAAUUUGCUUGACAACACUUCCAAACUACCUAACAACAAGGAUCCAGUGGGUUUCUGCAUAGCACUUGGUGCUGCUGCUUCCUCCGCCGGAAAAUCCUCCGAGGAAGAGAGAAGAGGAUCCUCAGAUCCGCCAGUUCAGCUCGACCUUCUCCCUUCAACGCCGGUUCUUCGCUCCCAACAUCCAUCUUCACACCUUCGAAUUCCAUGGCUCAACGAUGCACUGGUGCGGCGGCGAUGAUGAGGAGCAGGAGAGACGUGGAAGGUGGUGAGGGCAACGACAGAGGCACCAGCGACGACGACGAGAACGGAUCCACCAGGAAGAAGCUCAGGCUCUCUAAGGAACAAUCUGCGUUUCUUGAAGAGAGCUUCAAAGAACACACCACCCUUAAUCCUAAGCAGAAACUGGCUCUUGCGAAACAGUUAAACCUUCGUCCCCGUCAAGUUGAAGUUUGGUUUCAGAACAGAAGAGCAAGGACCAAGUUGAAGCAAACGGAGGUGGAUUGCGAGUACUUGAAGAGGUGCUGUGACACCUUAACGGAAGAGAAUCGGAGGUUGCAGAAGGAGCUUCAAGAGCUGAGGGCAUUAAAGACUUCUCAACCCUUCUACAUGCAGCUUCCGGCCACCACUCUCACAAUGUGUCCUUCUUGUGAAAGGGUCGCCACCAACACCGCCGCUAAUAACAAUGACGCUUCUCAGAUUGCUUCCGCUUUGUCUCUUAGUAACAAGCCCAGAAUCUUGCCAUUUCCUAAUACUCAGGCCCAUCCUCCUCCGGCCCAAAAGGCCCAUCAAUGAUCAUCAUCAUCAUCGUUCGCGACCCUUUUUCGUCUUUUCGCUUAGCUAAUUCCUCCCCCUCAUUUUCCAUUUGUAUAUAGUUUUCCCUUUUUGUGUUGAACUUUAGACCUUAUCUUUUAUUAUUCCAUUCUUUUUUUUUUUGUUUUUGUUUGAUAGCUACUCUGGAUUAUAUUAAAAGAACAUGAUGAUCCUUUUUGUCGAGAUCACUGAGGGAUGGAGUAGCACAGAUUUUGUAAGCCAAAUGUGGAAUGAAACCCUUGUUUUUCAUCA
This is a messenger RNA of Arachis ipaensis, 1275 nucleotides long. NCBI's taxonomy places the organism in Eukaryota, Viridiplantae, Streptophyta, Magnoliopsida, Fabales, Fabaceae. The record is from RefSeq and is a predicted model, not a curated record.